This is a messenger RNA of Mangifera indica (mango), 2648 nucleotides long. Its product is annotated as bifunctional dihydrofolate reductase-thymidylate synthase-like. Gene Ontology annotation, cellular component: mitochondrion. Gene Ontology annotation, biological process: glycine biosynthetic process; tetrahydrofolate biosynthetic process; dihydrofolate metabolic process. The coding region runs from base 286 to 1098 and encodes 270 amino acids. The record is from RefSeq and is a predicted model, not a curated record. The transcript is spliced from 5 exons. Gene Ontology annotation, molecular function: dihydrofolate reductase activity; NADP binding. NCBI's taxonomy places the organism in Eukaryota, Viridiplantae, Streptophyta, Magnoliopsida, Sapindales, Anacardiaceae.
AUAGAUUUUAUUGAAAAAUGAAAUCUACUCGGUUUCCCCCUGCUUUUUCCUUCGUCCGGAAAACGAGUUUGCAGUUUGGCGCUCUAAUUCUAUCGCCGCUCUCAUUCAUUUCUUCAGGUUCUCCUGUCAAAUUUCUCUUGCUUUAUUAAAAGAAAUUUAGAUUCCAUUGACGAGUUAAAUGAGUUAUAAUUUUCAGUAAUUCGAUUUCUCUGAGCUUUUCCAUUGUAUGUUUAAGCGUAAUCGUAGAAAGAUAAUUGGAUCUGGCAUGGUUUCAGCGAUAUACAGAUGGUGAUGCAAUACUGUGCUUUUAGUAACCGACAAUUUUCAAAGGUUUCUUUUAUGGCCUCUACUCCUAAGCUGAUACCGAAAUUUGUUCUACUUGGUUAUUUUGAUUGUGGCUUCCACAGUCUUGCAAUCGUGUCUCCACUGCCCGGCCUAAGGUUUUAUUCCAAGGCCUGUGCCAACCUUAAGAGGCCAUCUAAUGACAAUACAACCGUGCAUCCACCAUUACCGAGGAGGACUUACCAAGUUGUGGUGGCUGCAACACGUGAUAUGGGCAUUGGAAAGGAUGGGAAGUUACCCUGGAGAUUGCCUUCUGACCUCAAAUUCUUCAAGGAGCUUACGGUGACUACAUCAGAUCCUGGGAAGAAAAACGCUAUAGUUAUGGGUAGGAAGACAUGGGAAAGCAUUCCCCUUCAGUAUCGGCCUCUACCUGGUCGAUUGAAUGUUGUGCUGACUCGUUCUGGGAGAUUCGAUACUGCAUCUGCUGAAGAUGUUGUAAAAUGUGGAAGCAUUCGUUCGGCUUUGGAAUUGUUGGCAGAAGCUCCUUAUUGUUUGUCGAUAGAGAAGGUGUUUGUUAUAGGUGGCGGCCAGAUAUUAAGGGAAGCACUAAAUGCGCCAGGGUGUGAUGCCAUCCACAUUACCGAGAUUGAGAAUAGCAUUGAAUGUGAUACCUUCAUUCCUGCUAUUGAUCUUUCUGAGUUUCAGCCACGGUAUUCAUCUCAACCAUUUGUGGAAAAUAACAUUCGGUUUUCUUUUGUUACUUAUGUUCGUGUGAGAAAUCUUGCUAAUGGAGAUCUCAUUGUAAAAAAAUUGUGAAGAACAUUGAAACAUUGAGUUUCAACUGUUAAUGAAAUGGUGUGUUUCAUUCAAAAUACUAAAAGUUGAAAAAUAAAGGGAGUAUUUUUGUUUAGUGAAAAGAACUUUUAAUGUUAAAUUGCUUUUUUUAAUUCUUUCAAAGGAAAAUUAUAUUAGUUGGUGAAGAGAAAAAGUUUCAUUAGUCAACAGCAAAGAAUAACAUUGCCCCUCCCAGCUUUUACAAGAGCAUAUAUAGCUUUCAGAGGAAGCUCCUCAGUAUAAGCCCCUCAUUGCUAGAGGUGCUAAACAUCCACUUUAAUUGUUGGGAAAACAGUCAUACCACUGAGAGUUUCUUCCAAGGUUAAUUGCGCUUUGUGUAUGGUAUUUGUUUUAACAGAACUAAAAUAUGGUAAGCUAUUGUACUGGAAAAAGCACUUGAAAUGAAAUUAUAGUUUAUCCCGAUGUGAUGGGCUAUUGAAUUUAAAUUUUUCCUUUAUGCUGCUAUCAUAUUGCAGAACAGAGAAUUUCUCUUCUUUCCCUUUCUUUAACUUGUGCAAUUUGUGCUGCAGAUUUUGAGGAUUAAUACAGAGAAGGACACAGUUUCAUUUGUGGCAUCUGAUUUUGAACUAAUUGGUUAUUAUCCUCACAAGAUAGAGAUGAAUAUGGCUGCCUAGAGUUUUCAAAAUAUAGGGGAAAAACGCAUAUUAGCUAUUAAUAUAUUUCAUCUGCAUCUUUCUUCUUUUUCUAGCUGAUCUUUUAUCCCUGUAUAUAUAAUAUUUAAUUUCAACUUUUACAUAACACAAGCCUGAAUGACAUUAUAGUCCCACUUCACCUUUGAAGAAGAUUUUUAUCAGGAAUCUCUGCAGGGGUUUGGUUGCGUGAUUCAGAGAAUUCGUGAGAAUAUGAUGAAACAUUCCAUAAGGAUGCUCAAUCUAAUUGACCCUAACCAGAACAAACUAACAGUUAUGGAAACUGGAAUUCCUGAAGAACUCAUGCUGAACUAUGGCCCUCUCAGCCUUUUCACUGUAUUGCUGAUGCAGCCUUUAUUUGCAGGAAACUGAUACACCUUGAAGAGCAACUUCUGCAUUUGCGCUUCAUAUUAGCUCAACAGUAACUUCAGUUGGUGUUGCCUGGUUUUGCAGGAAACAAAUUAAGCCCUUGAAGAGCAACUUCAGCAUCUGCACCUUUCAUUAGCUCACCAGUAACUUCAGCUGGUGUUGCCUUCCUCUCUUCAAUGAUUUCAAACAGCUUAAAUUUUGUGUGUUGAUGAUGAUAGAGUGGAGCACGCAAGUAGAGGUUGGCAGCAGAGAUUGGAUGUUUGUUGAGAAAGAAACUAAUUGGGAAUUGUUGCUAUGUAAGGUUCUAGUCUGGUUUUCGUUUGAAGAGCAGUGGAUGCGGUUCAAGCUGAGGACCAAGAAGAGAUGGGGUCGAGUUCAGGUUAGUCAGUUUGAAACUGAGUUCGGUUUAUUCUAAUAGUAAACUGUAACACAAGAAGAAGACGAAUCUUUGAUGAGAUGAGUUUCAAUUUGAUGAUACAACAAAACAUCAAUUUCAAAUCAAACUCAAGCAUA